AUGGAACAGGCACACAUAGCCGUGCGUCAUCGGGGACCAUGUGGAGAAGGUCUGUGCGCUUCGUUCACAUGCAAGUCUCCACUAACCUGUGUGGUAGUCAAUGAAAAGCCAUCAUGUGUCUGCCCUCAGUGCACGGACGAACUCAGAGAGAAAAUAUCUGCUUUGAGGUGUGUGCUAGUGACGGUCGUACGUACCCGAAUGAGUGCAAAAUGCGUAAAGCAGCCUGCGACAGCGGUAAGACGCUCUUCGUCAAGUACAACGGAAUUUGUGAAGGAUGCGCGAAGAAGAACUUGUCAGUACUACUCAACCUGUAUCGUAGAGAACGGCAAAGCUGAGUGCCGUUGUCCUACCGAGUGUAACAAAAACGCGUCAUCAACAGGAUCAACACCCGUGUGUGGAACGGACGGGGUCACAUAUUCGUCAGGAGUGCCAUCUAAGGAAGAGCGCCUGUCAGCAGACGAAAUUCAUAGUGGUUGCCUUCGAAGGAAAAUGUUAUACGAAGUUAUACGAAACUGUUAUUUUUAUCUUUCCCACUGGGGUCGUGAUAGCCAUGUUUUUUUACUUCUCAUGAGGGUAUUUCUGGAUGCGUGCAUACAUAUUGAAUGCGGAUUCGGUGAAGAGUGUCGUGGUGGAAAAUGCGUCUGUCCUGCUCCACCAUGUCCUCAUCCACCGCCAGUUCUGCCGUGUCUGUGGAGAAGACGGUGUAUUUGUACGCUUCGGGAUUUGUCAUAA
Molecule: messenger RNA, 732 nt
Organism: Ostertagia ostertagi
Lineage: Eukaryota; Metazoa; Nematoda; Chromadorea; Rhabditida; Trichostrongylidae
Source: the annotation of a GenBank genome assembly